CUGCUUCUUACGACUUUUCUUUUGUUGUUGCCUUGACCCGGGUCUGUUUUCUCGUUUGUUGUUUGAGGUGUUUUACUGCUGCACCGGCUCUACGCUCUCCACCUCUUUCUCUGUGGUUUAACCUUCCUCUUUCCCCAGUGUGUUUUAUGCACGGAGAACUACGUUGAGAUUUUGCAUUUCUUCCCCUCCGCACUCCGCACCCCCUCCUCUUUGAAAAACAAAAACCCAACCUCACAAAACCUCUAAGGACCGCGGUAGCGAGACGUAGAGGGGUUGAUUUGUGGAGUAGGAGUCGCUGGCCCAUUGCGGUGCUUGGGACUCAUUAAACUGUCACUCACCCCCCACCCCACUGGGUAAAUGGGGUGAUUAAUGUCUGAUAUAUUGGAUUGGGGCGAGGGCGUUUGUGGAGAAUAGGUUGUGUGGCUGAGAAGGAAUUUGUCUCUAAAGAGUGCCUCCUGAAAUAGGCAUUCAGAAUUAUGUCACUCACCGCGAAGUUAGAGAAAGUUAGGUUUGUGACUUUGGGGGAACGAGAAGGACAGAGUCGUUGGUUUUAGUUACUCUGUAACUCUUUGCCACAGUUUUCUAAUGAGAACGGAGUGAUUAUCAGCGAGACUGGGACACUUGUGCCUCAGGCCCUAGCCAGCCCUUUUUCUUCUCCUCACCCUUCUCCGAGUGUGGAGAUGUAUUUGACAUUCACAGAUGUCCCUCCUGCCCGGGUUGCGUUACAAUUUCAUGACCCAUUCGAAAAGGCCCACAAAGUCUAGCGAAAGUUUCCCAAACUUGCUAGACCUGGCUUUUUUUUUUUUUCCCCCUCUUUUGAAAGAUUUUCUUGUGAUCAUGAACAUUACAGAGUGACCCAAAAAAAGAUUGUUAUGGGACAUAGAUCAAGGGGAAGACAAGGUUCUGCUUUUUCUGAGCAGAUAGAUCAGAUAGGCAGGUACAACAUUUGUUUUCAGUGACGCUGGCAGGCUGUAUCAGUUUAUUAACUUGUCUCGUUGGACCGAAGCACUUUCCAGGAUUUCAGAAAGUACAGUUUCAGCUUGUUGAUACUGAGAAUUGAAAUUUGCAUUAACUGUGGCUGUGUGAGAAAUUUUACUGAGAAGGUAGUUGUGGAUAAGUAGUUCAAUAAGAGUGAAAUAAGAAGGUGAACUAGGUUGAAGUCAUAAUUCUAAAUAAGUCUUCCAACAUUUCUGAGACAUCCCAUUAUCAGCAGGAAAAAAAAAAUGAAAGUGCCAUAAUAAUGUUGAAAUGGGGCUGGCAAUGUCAAGUGGUUUGGUUUAAAAAUAUUCCAGAACUGCCUUUAGAAGUAAAGGUUGGCGUUGAAUAAAAGUGAAUACUGGAUUUCUUGAAUAGCACGGUGGUUUGAGUGUGCUUGUCAGUAUAUAAGGCAGUCCACCAACUGAAGACAGAAGUGUUGCUAUUCCAUAAAUACAGUAGAACUUCAUAUGCUGAGUUUUUUCAAUUUCCUCUGUUAGAAAGUUUGGACAAAAAAGGGAGACUUUGAAGUAUUUUGUUUAUACUAACAGAAAAGUUCCCCUAAGAAAAAGCUGGUGGCAGGAGUGUAGAGGAGUAGCAUAUGGCAUUAAAAGGAGCACAGCUGGAGGUAGCAUUUCCAUCUGAACAUGAUGUCAGAGCAGCUGACAGCCUGCCAUCCCUCAGCCUUUUAUUCUAACACACAGACAGGGAGUUAGUGUGUGCGGAUCUGUGGUGGAGAAGGUAUCUCAUUCCUCUCUAACAUCAUCUCCACUUUGCAUCUGUCUCUCUUAGUCUGCUUUUUUCCCACCGAUGUAACAGACCUGGAGCCAGCAAGACUCAGAGGAAAGGACUUAAUCAGGUUUAUGUGUCCUAAAGGUAGGAGUAGCAAUAGAUUAGACUGAGCAUAUUUCUGUUUUGGUGUUUUGUUUAUUUAAUUAAAAAAAAUCACAUUCCUUUUCUAACCCAGUUUAGAAGUAAUAUAUGAAAUUGAGUAUUAAAUGAACAUCUUACUGGAGUUGAAAGGCUUGGGCUUGUUUAGUUUUAAUUUUUAUCCCUUUUACUUGAGUGAGUAACUUUAAUACACAGAAAUAUUUCAAGUUUUGAAAUGUUAAGAAAGACUUUGAAAUACUGCUUUUUGAGAUCACUUUGGAUUAAAAUGCUUUUUUUUCCUCCCCCCCCCCACUGCUAUUUAGAUUCCUUUUGCUUUUAGGGGGAGAAAUAGUAAACUGUCUGGAAUCAAGCAUUCAAACUUCUAUGAGAAGAUUAUUGUAGUUAAGAAGCUAGAUUGUUGUGUAAUUAAUUCCACUGUGAAACUUUAUUCUUCAAAACAUACAGCAGCACUGCUGAAACAUACAGCUGUAGUGCUUUUGAAACCGAAGGUUUUUUUUUAAAGGGGGGGGGGACUUUUGUCCCCAGGAGAAUAGUUUGACUGGUUUCCUCAUUUCUCUUUCAAAUAUAUAUUUAAGAGAUCUUUUAUUUCAGCAUAACAAUAAUUAUUUGCAGGAGUUUUUGUGUUAGUGACUAAUUUAGAACUUGCAGAUUUGAGCUGCCUGAAUUGGCCAGACAGCUGUAAUCGCACUCUUCUAUUCUUAAUCUCUUUAUCUGGGCAGCAGCUGCCAUAUGGCCACAGUCAGCUGGAUCAGAUGUUUAUAAGCUUCCUUCUUCAUCCCUCUCUGUCCUCUCAGCCUCCUAAUUUGAUCACGGCUACCUUGUGAGCUGCCCUACAAUCUUUAUUUUUAGCCCUCUCAAGGAUUAGGAUUGAUGUUAGCUGUGGGGCACUUAAAGUGAUUGUAUUGUAAAUCUUGGUUUAUGCUAGCAGUGGCAUCUUGCAGAAUGGAAUUGGGGUUAGAAUGAAAGUUUUAGUCUAUCUUGGGUAAAGUGUAGAAGAGGAAGAGUAGUGAUUUCUGAACAUUAGAUUUAAUAUAUAUCUAUUCUCAAAAUGCACUUUCUGAGGUGGAUGGUGUGGAGUUUUGCUUCUGGUCACAGGAAAGGGAAGUUGGGUUUUCUUUAUUUUUAAGGAGUUUACCCAUUGCAGUUGAAUAUUGACCCUUUGUACAUCUUUGCCUUUCCUCUGCCUCGAAUUCACCCUCCCUCACCAGAAAACCAGGGCAACAAUGCCUAUUUGAAAGAAUAGAAGCUAGUGGGAAAACAAAAUAUAUCAAGUUAUGUUGAAACAUAGUAUUUUCUGUUGAUUGAGUUAAAGAUUCAAAAAAAAAAAAAAUAAAGUUUCUCUUUUUCUAGAAAGGCUUUUUUUUGGGAGGGGUGGUAUUGAACCUGUAAGCUUUUGAGUUUCAUUUGAAAGUGGUAUGUCUGUAUUUAAAGUUCGAAUUAAUUUUAAUAGGGAAUUCAUCUUGCUUUGCAACGGAUCAAAGUUAAGAUGAGAAUUUUCAAUGAAGUAAAGCCCCUCUGGUGCCUGAGAUUCUAGAAGGACAGAGUCUACAAAGCAAUAUAACCGUUUUUCCCCCUCAAUUCAUUUUAAAAAAAGCUUUGGAUUUGUUCAUAGUAAAGAUGAUCUUUUCCAUCUGUUGGUGUCGUUCCUUCUGAUCUUGUACAUGUGUGCUGUACCUGCAAAUCUUAAGGCAUUAACAUCUGUUUUUAUACACAAGGCUUUUGUUGUUGUAACACUCGGACUUUCAAAGUAAGUUGUUUGCUAAUUUCUGCACUAAUUAUGCAAUUGCAUUUUUUUCUGGAUUCAGCCAAAUGUGUGUGUGUUUAAAUUGUGCUUUCUGAGUGCAGUCAAGUCUCAAAAGUAAUAAAAUAAAAAGGGUGACUGAACAAGUUUUCUUAAUCUUCCAGAAUGUGUUCAGGACUUGCCUUUGUUCAUCCUAUGGGCUGUUCCCUUUGAAACAGCAGCUAUUUUGUAGGUUUUGUAGGACAUAAUUUGAUGAGUAGAAUUAAUUAAAUUUCUCCUGAAAGAGAUCUCAAUUCUUACUCAGUGAAAGGCUGUAGUUAAAUUGAGGCUUUGAAAACUUGUCGAAAAGUUCACGGAAGGUCGAGCUGCAUCUGAGACCGUUUUCCUGGGGUUAUGAAGACAGUAUGGAGUUUCCAGACCACAGUAGACAUUUGCUGCAGUGUUUGAGCGAGCAGAGACAUCAGGGCUUUCUCUGUGACUGCACUGUUCUGGUGGGAGAUGCCCAGUUCCGAGCGCACCGAGCUGUACUGGCUUCAUGCAGCAUGUAUUUCCACCUCUUUUACAAGGACCAGCUGGACAAAAGAGACAUUGUUCAUCUGAACAGCGACAUUGUUACAGCCCCAGCUUUCGCUCUCCUGCUGGAAUUCAUGUAUGAAGGGAAACUCCAGUUCAAAGACUUGCCCAUUGAAGACGUGCUAGCAGCUGCCAGUUAUCUCCACAUGUAUGACAUUGUCAAAGUCUGCAAAAAGAAGCUGAAAGAGAAAGCCACCACAGAGGCAGACAGCACAAAAAAGGAGGAAGAUGCCUCAAGUUGUUCAGACAAAGUCGAGAGUCUCUCAGAUGGCAGCAGCCACAUGGCAGGCGAUUUGCCCAGUGAUGAAGAUGAAGGAGAAGAUGAAAAAUUGAACAUCCUGCCCAGCAAAAGGGACUUGGCGGCUGAGCCCGGGAACAUGUGGAUGCGAUUGCCCUCAGACUCAGCAGGCAUCCCCCAGGCUGGCGGAGAGGCUGAGCCCCACGCCACAGCAGCUGGGAAAACAGUAGCCAGCCCCUGCAGCUCAACAGAGUCUUUGUCCCAGAGGUCUGUCACCUCCGUGAGGGAUUCAGCAGAUGUUGACUGUGUGCUGGACCUGUCUGUCAAGUCCAGCCUUUCAGGAGUUGAAAAUCUGAACAGCUCUUAUUUCUCUUCACAGGACGUGCUGAGAAGCAACCUGGUGCAGGUGAAGGUGGAGAAAGAGGCUUCCUGUGAUGAGAGUGAUGUUGGCACUAAUGACUAUGACAUGGAACAUAGCACUGUGAAAGGAAGUGUGAGCACUAAUAACAGGGUACAGUAUGAGCCGGCCCAUCUGGCUUCCAUGAGGGAGGACUCGGUCUUGAGGGAGCUAGAUCGGGAGGACAAAGCGAGCGAUGAUGAGAUGAUGACCCCAGAGAACGAGCGAGUCCAGGUGGAAGGGAACAUGGACAGUAGUUUGCUUCCUUAUGUCUCAAACAUACUGAGCCCUGCUGGCCAGAUCUUCAUGUGCCCUCUUUGCAACAAAGUCUUCCCCAGCCCCCACAUCCUGCAGAUCCACCUCAGCACGCACUUCCGCGAGCAGGACGGCAUCCGCAGCAAGCCUGCGGCCGAUGUCAACGUCCCGACGUGCUCCCUGUGUGGUAAGACUUUCUCUUGCAUGUAUACCCUGAAGCGCCACGAGAGGACUCACUCGGGGGAGAAGCCCUACACUUGCACCCAGUGUGGCAAGAGCUUCCAGUACUCCCACAACCUGAGCCGCCACGCCGUGGUGCACACUCGCGAGAAGCCGCACGCCUGCAAGUGGUGUGAGCGCAGGUUCACACAGUCUGGAGACCUGUACAGACACAUUCGGAAGUUCCACUGUGAGUUGGUGAACUCCUUGUCUGUUAAAAGCGAAGCACUGAGCUUACCUACUGUCAGAGACUGGACCUUAGAAGAUAGCUCUCAAGAACUUUGGAAAUAAUUUUAUAUAUAUAUAUAUAUAUAUAUAUAUAUAUAUAAAUAAUAUAUAUACAUAUAUAUAAAUAGAUCUAUAUAUAGUCGUGGUACGGUCUAAAAGCAGUCUUGUUUCCUUGAACUAAAAAGUUGGGAUAUUAACUUGUUUUUGCACUUUAGAAUAGCAUGAGACUCUCACUAAUUUAGCAUUCUGAUAAAAGAAACUUUAGCGCAAGUCAGAAAAUAGAGAGGUGUUUUUCUUUUGUGGGGGUAGGGGAGGUAAGCCAGUAAGAACCUUGUAAACAAAUCGUUGUAUCACAAAAUGCUUUACUAUGGCUUAAUUUUGUCAACACUGCAUUGUCUUUUGAAAUCUUUUCUCCCCCCCUCCACAGUUUUUUUCUUUUUUUUUUUUUUUUAAAGUAGAAAUUCCCUCCAGUUUUAUUAGCCUCUUUAUAUGUCUCAAAUUGCAUGAAAUCUUUUCUGGCUGUUGGAAACCUGAAUGCUUUUAGACCCAAAUGGAAAAUUUCUGAAAUGCUGGAUUAUCUAUUUUUAAACAAGCAGUUGACUUAAAACUUUCUGUGGCAACUUCUGGUUUUCUGACGGUCCCAAUGAGAGAAAUUCUGACAGUACACUGGGAUCACUGGGACCUGUCUUUGUGAAGGUUUGCUUGGGAUGAAAAAGGAUAUUGCAGCUUCAGCAGUGUUGAACUGUGUGUUUAAAAAUGUGAAUUACUGUUAUUGUAUACUGUAAUUGAUUACAUGGGCUGGGGGGGGUGUCAAAGAACUUGACAGGUUGUGUUGAUGCUCUUAGUUGAGUCUUGAAAAGUAAAUAUUAACGCUACAGAAAUGCAUGAGUUUCAGUAUAUUUUUGUCUUUGUUUGCAUUGUAUAACUUUAACGAGUGAGUUUAAAAUUAUUUAAUUUCCUUAGAGAAAUAGCACCAUUUGGAAACUGGUGUUAUGAAGAACAUAAAUGCACUGUUUUUAUUUUAUUUUAUAUAAUUUAAAUUGACUUUCCCACUGUCUUUUAAGUUGAAACUGUUAAGCUGAAAACUUAAGCUGCAAAUUGGUAACUUCGCUACAUAACAAGGAAAAUAUAAAUGUUUACAAACGGCUUAAAGAUUUGCAUGUGCGGUGUGCAUUUAUAACAAACUCCUGAUUGCACAAAACCCAUGCCAGCUCAAAGUUUAGGUGUACACAUUUACCCCGUUGAGCAUUUUUAGAAUAACUACUGCACAAAUUGACAAUAGGUCAUUCUUUUUGUUGUUGUUGUUGCUCCCCUUUUCUUUUUCUCCCCUUCUUCCUUCCCCUCCCUCAUCCCCCUCCACCACCCGCCCCCCCCACUCAUGAAAAGAUUCUAUGGACUGAAAAAGCCCCAGGCGGAAAGGACUGGACUGCCUUGAUUGACAUGGGGAAGGGGGUUAGUAGACUAUGUGUAUCGCGGCAGCAGAGGCUGCAGCCCGACGUGUGGUUUGAUGACCAGCACGCAGGGCAAAAGCAUUUUGCACAGUGUUUGUUUUCCUGUCUUGCACUUACAAAUAAGGUCUAUGGAGUAGCAUGGAAAACGUUUGCUGUUUUUCCCCUUUUUUUUUUUUUAAUUGCUUUUGUUUAAAAUUUGAUCGCCUUAACUACUGUAAACAUAGCCUAUUUUUGUGCUUAAGAUACUGAAUGGAAAACUCCAUUGUGUGUUGCUGGACUGUUUUGGAAAUAUUUGGUCAAAUGUGUGUUAAUUUGGCUGUAAUGGCAUUUAAAGCAAACAAACAAACAAAAAAAGCUGUGAAAAUGGCCUUGGAGCAUUAUCUUUAGUUACUUGAAGAGUUUCUAGUUUUUUUUAAAAUACAGUUUAUGUUAAGAUAAUUUUUAUUAAUUUAGAGAAGACAAUCAAUGUCUGUGAGAAAACGGACUUUCUUUUGGAUUUUCUUUUUGUGGUCGUUGUGAGUGAUUGCUUUUUCCUCUUAUUAGUUUCACAUUCUUCCUUUGUUUUAAAAACUUAGACUGACAUCUAGCUUUGACAAUCAUAGUAUGUUUUAUUUUCCUGAGGGGGGAAUAACUUAUAAUGCUGUUUAGUUUUGUACUAUUGGUGUGUUGGUGAAUUUUUAAACUGUGUGCUAACUGCAAUAAAUUAUAUGAACUGAGAAUCUUGUGUGUAUUCUUUGAAUUGUGAUAAGGUAUUACAUAGAUUCUAAACCUGUAUCGCACACGGCCUCUUUAUUUUAGUAUCAAUUCUAUUCAGUUUAUGCAGUUAUUAGAAUGCACUCAAAUGGAAAUGCACAAACAUUUUUGCAUCAAGCCAUUUAAGAAGAUACUAAAUGCACGUUUUAAAAAUGACCCAUUUUCUAGAAUCUACAUCAAGAAUGUUGAGGUAAUUCCCUAGAAACGUAUGAAUCCACAAAACUUCAAGUGGCAACAUAGGUUUUUCAUAGUAUGCUUCACAAGUACUAAUCUGUACACUACAAGUCACUUUCCAUGUGUAAUUUUAUCCUAAGUUGAUUGGUCAAAUCUAUUCUGUGUUCUGGUUUAAGUGGAAAAUUGAAGGAGACCGGAUGUCUUAAUUUGGAAGACUGCUUGGCUAAUGACUGGAAUUCUAGGCAAUCGAGUUAGCAGGCAUUCAGAUUGUAAGAGAUUAGUUUUAUGCAUCCUUUCUGCUGCUGGGAGAAUGCAAAAGGUUCCAGGUUUUAAUUCUCAAGUUUUAAUUUAAAAAUAUUAAACGUAGGCAACCGUUAAAAGGAAUCCAUUCCCGAAUUUUUGUGAUAGUCCUAACAUCAUGUUGCUCUAGUUGAGCUUGCCAGGGUGAGAAACAGUGCUUAUUGACCUAGGAAAUUGACUGGAACACCCCACACUUGCUGGAGGGUACUGUGGAAGAAUUAUCACAUACGGUCCCAAGAGUAGGCAGUGACAGGGUCGGACCUAGGAGAUUCUCGUAAUCCUGAUAAUCUGUAAUUGUCCAUAACUUCCAACCUCCAAGACACAGAAAUAGUUUUACAUUACUGCUGUCAAAAAUGAAAUCUACAGUUGUAUUAAAUGUUCUUUAGAAAGGUUAAUAUUCUUCUAUAGAAGAAGUAGAAUAUAAGGUCUGGAGCUUGAAAAUGCACCAUGCAUACCAUCCCUGAUGGCUUUGGAUGGGAAUCCAAAAAAGAUUUUAUCACAAAGCACAGUCAAUAAUUUACAAUUUGGAAUCCUCCAUUUCUUUUUUUGUUGUUGUUGAAACAGAAUUUCUCUUACAUGCAACUCACUUGGUUUUAAUCAACUGGACAUUGUUUCACACGAAAGGGGUAUGUACGUUUGACCUUCACAAAAUUUCUCGAGCAGUUAAACGCUUAAAAAAAAAAAAAGAUGGGAGGGAGGGCUUUGUAUUUUCUAUUUUCGUUCCCGUAGUAAUUGGUGAAAGCAUCUCAAAGCUUCCUGAAUAUGUUGAGAGUUCACUUUAUAUUUUAGUUUACUAACCCCACUCCGUAGGUCCAUUCUGAUCAUAGCAACCCUAUAGGACAGAGUAGAACUGCCCCAUAGGGUUUCCAAGGCUGUAAAUCUUUACAGAAGCAAACCGCCACAUCUUUCUCCCACAGAGUGGCUGGUGGGUUUGAACCAUCGACCUUUUGGUUCGUAGCCGAGUGUUUUAACCACUGUGCCACCAGGGCUCCUCAUUUACUGACUGGCAUCUAAUAAUUGCGGAGCAUUACCUUAACGAGCUUAACUGGAUAUAGUUAAAAAACAAUAUUUUGACACGUAAUUUAGAAGACAUUAUAUUUCUUAAAACAUUCUUUGCAAAAAACUCUGGAUAUUAAUUACACAAAUUGCCACAUUUGAUAAGUGGACUGAAGGAAUUAGUUGCUCACUACAUUAAAAUUAUCUAAUUAAUUUGUCAUGUAGUCAUGUUGGAAACCAUUCAAACUGAUCCCCCCUUUGACAUCUGGCUGAUACAUAAGUAUAUUUUAAAUAUGUGGUUUCAUUUACUUUUGAAAACAUCUGUUCUUUUAGAUAAUCAGUUAUGCCCUGAAUCAUCCAUGUGGGCCAGCAUCAUGUGCUAGGUGUACCCUAGGGAAUAUCCAAGAAGUAUAAGACAUUAAGGAUACUGGUUUUGGAUUUCCUUUCUAGUUAAUUAUGCUAUCAGAUGAAUAGGUGGAUCAAGUAGAGUUUUUCUUCAACAGACUUGUCGUGAACAUCUACAAACAGGUUAUUGGAAGAUUAGAAAAAAGUGAACACUAUAUUAAAAAUACAACAGCUCACAUUAAAAUGAAAUACUCUUUUUCCAAGUAAAUCUUUUGUACUACUAGCAAAGAAAUAGUUUUUUUUUUUGACCCAAGAAGUAACACUACUUACAAAGUCGUGAUCUUCCAAGUUUUAUUGAUAAAAAACACAUAAGCUAUUAAAAAGAAAACUUGACUUAAAAAAAAAAAA
Trichechus manatus latirostris (Florida manatee) is the source of this 9944-nucleotide messenger RNA. RefSeq names its product zinc finger and BTB domain containing 18 (gene ZBTB18). Gene Ontology annotation, molecular function: protein binding; DNA-binding transcription factor activity, RNA polymerase II-specific. Gene Ontology annotation, cellular component: nucleus. Gene Ontology annotation, biological process: regulation of transcription by RNA polymerase II. The record is from RefSeq and is a predicted model, not a curated record. NCBI's taxonomy places the organism in Eukaryota, Metazoa, Chordata, Mammalia, Sirenia, Trichechidae. The transcript has 2 exons. Bases 4012 to 5580 code for a protein of 522 amino acids.